This is a messenger RNA of Acanthaster planci (crown-of-thorns starfish), 1523 nucleotides long. Its product is annotated as meiosis-specific with OB domain-containing protein-like. The record is from RefSeq and is a predicted model, not a curated record. Lineage: Eukaryota; Metazoa; Echinodermata; Asteroidea; Valvatida; Acanthasteridae. Gene Ontology annotation, molecular function: single-stranded DNA binding; single-stranded DNA 3'-5' DNA exonuclease activity. Gene Ontology annotation, biological process: resolution of meiotic recombination intermediates.
UAGCACCAUAAAAAAUGGCCUGGACUGGUGGUUUUGUUAACGAAUUCGGGACGCAAGAAAUGUGGCCAGACGGAACCCGAAUCCAGAGCCAUCCGCUCAGUGCUACGUAUGAUGUGAACAUUGCGCUUACACAGUUGAAAAAUAUCUCACCUCAUGCUGCAAAUACCAUUAUCACUGGAGUUGUAAUUGCAAAACAGCAGCCAAGAUCAGUUCCAAGCAAAACAGACCCAACCACUGACCGAGGUUUAUUGAGCUUCACUUUGAGGGAUUCCCCCACUGAUUUCAUCAAUGGUACAUGCUGGGGCUCUGAGUCAUACAUAUGUGAAUUAGCUACUAAAUUCAAGAUUGGAGAUAUAGUUGAGAUCCGAAAUCCUCAGAUCCAGAGCAAACAGAACACUGAGCAAGAAGAGAGGUACCGCCCCUGGACUCCAAGCCAGUACCAACUAACUCUGAGUGAGAAGUAUUCUACAUUGAGUCUGUAUGGAGGAUGGAAUGUGGAUGUUUACAGCACUCUUCAGCACAUCCCAAUACGAGAGAGUGAUAAUUAUUACACACUGGCUGAUGUGAUUGCAAAUGGGCAGGGCUUACAUGGCGACCAUAUCAAUGUCCUGGUACUGCUUAAAACUAUUGGGACCCCAAAAGACAUUGUCACAAAGACUGGCAAAAAGAUAAAACGGUGUGAAGUCAAAAUGUAUGAUGAGACGUGUCACGCAUUUCCACUCGUUAUAUGGGAUACAGAGAAUAUUGACUUAGUACAGCGGUGGAAGCCACAUGAAACAGUUGUGUUUGCCACGGACAUCAUGGUAAAAUUUGACAACUUCAGGUCCUGCAUGACAGGCACGGUUGGUUCCAAGACAAUAUUUAUAACCAACCCAGACACCUAUGAGGCUCAUUCGUUGUUUAAGUUUGGCCAGUCACGUGAUACAAAUGACGACCAAACAGAUGAGGACUCAGGCAGACUGGAGACUGACUUGUCCAGCAUCAAAGAGGUUUACAAAGUGGACCAGAUCAAGUACUUGGCUGUGGAAAGGCCAGAUGGGUCUAAUGGUGCUGAUUAUGGCAUCACUUAUGCCUUUCUAGCUGCAUUUGACAUUGACAGCACUUCACAAAACUGUAUCUCCAUGAGAUGUUCCAGCUGCAAGCGGCGUGUGGAAUCAACCAAUUUCAGCUGUAUUAAUCCAAACUGCCUGUCUUCUGUCUCUGGCCAACCAGAGACCACAAUGACCUUUGACAUCUUGACUGACUUCUCCGAUGCCACAGGCACACUAAAGGGAUGCUAUCUAGGAGGAACUUAUGCAGAAGAAAUGCUGCAAUGCACGGCUGGUGAGUUUCUGCACUACACAGAGCAACAGAAGACUGAUCUCAAGUGGAGGUUUCUACUGGAGAGAUGCAAAGUUUAUUUCAAGGUUUUUAGGUAUGGAGCAAAUAGCCCCCGACGAAUUGUACGCAUCCUAUCCUGCAACCCUGCUCAACCCACAGAGAUUUUACCACAUCUGUAGCAACAGACAGCUUUGUCAGACAAC